AAAAAACACUCUCUUUCAUUAUCCAUUCAUUAUCAAAAACUCAAAAGGCCAUAGUGUGACAAAGAAGUAGCAGAAGAAGAAGAAGCAAAGAAGAAAUGGCAGCGAUGGCUGCACUUCAAAGCUCAAUGGCCACUCUUUCACUCUCCUCCUCCAACUCUUUCUUUGGCCAACGCCUAUCACUUCCUUCUCUCUCCUUUCCACAAGUCAAGUCACCAGAGAAGCCAUGUCUCAUUGUUGUGAAGCUCAAGCGAUGGGAGCGGAAGGAAUGCAAGGAAAACAGCCUUCCUGUUUUACACAAAAUGCAUGUUAAGGUAGGAGAUACAAUUCAAGUGAUUGCCGGAGAUGACAAGGGAAAAAUUGGGGAGAUUACUAAGAUUUUUAGGCACAACAGCACUGUGGUAGUGAAAGAAAUAAACCUGAAGACAAAGCAUGUGAAGAGCAGAGAAGAGGGUGAACCUGGCCAGAUUAUAAAGAUUGAAGCACCUAUUCACAGUUCAAAUGUGAUGCUUUAUUCUAAAGAAAAGAACAUUGCAAGCCGGGUGGGUCAUAAAGUUCUUGAUGAUGGGAAGAAAGUUCGGUACCUCAUAAAAACUGGGGAAAUAAUUGAUAAUGCGGAGGACUGGAAGAAAGUGAAAGAAGAGAGUAAGAAAACCGAAGUAGCUGCUACUACUACUUCAUAGUUCAUAGGAACACAACAUAUUAGUUGGCAAUUGAUGCAAUUUCUGAAACUCUAGAUGUAUUUCUGCCCUUGUUUUUUUCUUCACUGGUCCCAUUAUUUUGCCCUGUUCUUUUCUUGAUUUCUAUAUUGCCGACUUUUGUUGUACCAUUGGCUGUGUGGAAAUGGAUAUCAAUUCUAGCCUGAA
Messenger RNA from Populus nigra (black poplar), 863 nucleotides. RefSeq names its product large ribosomal subunit protein uL24c. Gene Ontology annotation, cellular component: mitochondrion; ribosome. Bases 96 to 680 code for a protein of 194 amino acids. The transcript is spliced from 4 exons. Gene Ontology annotation, biological process: translation. The record is from RefSeq and is a predicted model, not a curated record. NCBI's taxonomy places the organism in Eukaryota, Viridiplantae, Streptophyta, Magnoliopsida, Malpighiales, Salicaceae. Gene Ontology annotation, molecular function: structural constituent of ribosome; RNA binding.